ACACAUCAUACAACCAUCCUCAGCUGCCUAAACUACUGCUUCGAUCCAAAUGGCAUUUCCCAACCAUCUGCUUCCACAGGAGAUAUCCAUGCCCGCGAAACAAACCUCAUUAGUCCUCAAACCCACAUUCCCGGACGAAGACGAAGACCUCAACCCCCGCUCCUCCACCCAACCGCCACCGCCUUCCCACCACCUCUUUCCUAACGGAUCCAACAACGUCCCCACGUGGCUUAACACCGCAAUCCAUCGUGAUCAACAAGCCCACCAUUGUUCCGACAAUACAAGAUACAUUCACCUCCACACCGCAUCAGACUCGUCUGAAGAUCGAUGGCUCCAUAUACCAGCCGGCGCCGGCGAAGUUUCUCGAGCUGCGCCCACGGGGCAGAGGAGGGAGAGUGGUUGGGAUCGGGUGCAGGGAGACUGGCAGAGCGCGAGAUAUAAGACGGAAAUUAUGGCACACCCACUAUAUGAGCAGCUACUGUCGGCUCAUGUGGCGUGCCUGCGGAUUGCGACGCCGAUCGAUCAACUCCCGCGGAUCGAUGCGCAGCUCGCGCGGUCACGGGAAAUUGUUGCGAAGUACUCGGUUCUUUGUGGUGGGGGCGCCGGAGAGAUUGCCGAUGGAGAUGGAAAAGAGCUUGAUCGGUUCAUGACCCACUAUGUGUUGUUAUUAUGCUCAUUCAGAGAGCAGCUGCAACAGCAUGUUCGUGUGCAUGCAAUGGAGGCCGUGAUGGCUUGUUGGGAGCUCGAGCAAUCUUUGCAAAGUUUGACAGGCAUCUCUCCUAAUGAAGGCACUGGUGCAACUAUGUCAGAUGAUGAAGAUGAUAAUUCAGAUAGUGGUAACAAUUUUUAUGAUGGAAAUCUGGAUGAGCACGAUAGCAUGGGUUUUGGUCUUCCAACAGAGAGUGAGAGAACAUUGAUGGAGCGUGUCAGAGAAGAGUUGAAGCAUGAGCUAAAACAGGGUUACAAGGAGAAGAUUGUGGAUAUUAGAGAAGAGAUUCUGCGGAAACGAAGAGCUGGUAAACUGCCAGGAGAAACCACCUCCCUUUUAAAAGCCUGGUGGAAGUCUCACUCCAAGUGGCCUUAUCCAACAGAGGAGGACAAGGCGUUAUUAGUUCAAGAAACUGGGUUGCAACUGAAGCAGAUUAACAACUGGUUCAUUAAUCAAAGAAAAAGGAACUGGCAUAGUAGCCCUUCAUCCUCUACAAUGACGAAAAGCAAACGGAAAAGUAAUGCAGGCCACACAGGUUGACUACUUAACAAUAAAUCCUGCAGAUGAUAUACUGCAAUGAAGGAAAAUUUCAUUCUUGUAGGAAGCUCAGCAAUGACUAAACGCAGAGCAACUGUAUGUUUCUAUGGCUCAUGUAAUAUUCUCCCUUCUUUUUUUGAAAGCCAACUGAUUUAGACUAAUCUAAGUUCUGAAGCAAAUUGGCUGAUCUCAUUGAGUAGAUGUAAAGGCACUAACAUUUCUAAUGACUAGGAAUUGCCUUUUCAAGUCAAAAAGUUUAAGCAGAUUGUGUUCUCUUCUCCAUGCAUUUUGGCUCUGACUAUUUUGUGACCUAUUUAGGACUCACUUGGAGUGGAAUAUACUGCUUUAGAGACC
Dendrobium catenatum is the source of this 1600-nucleotide messenger RNA. RefSeq names its product homeobox protein knotted-1-like 13. Gene Ontology annotation, biological process: regulation of DNA-templated transcription. Bases 50 to 1249 code for a protein of 399 amino acids. The record is from RefSeq and is a predicted model, not a curated record. Gene Ontology annotation, cellular component: nucleus. Lineage: Eukaryota; Viridiplantae; Streptophyta; Magnoliopsida; Asparagales; Orchidaceae. Gene Ontology annotation, molecular function: DNA binding. The transcript has 6 exons.